Messenger RNA from Paramecium tetraurelia, 495 nucleotides. RefSeq lists its product as uncharacterized. The record is from RefSeq and is a predicted model, not a curated record. NCBI's taxonomy places the organism in Eukaryota, Ciliophora, Oligohymenophorea, Peniculida, Parameciidae. The transcript has a single exon.
AUGUUUAAUUUAUUCAUUCUGAAUUUGCAUCUGCUGUUGAAGAGUUACAAUUUCUUACUAGAGAUUGUAGUAAAACUUACUUAUAAAGAAGUGUUUUCAUUCUGCAUAUCAUUGGUUUUCUAUUCUUUAACUUAAUGUUCAUAAAUUUAUAGCAUUGGAGAUUGGAAAUAACUUCUAGGAGUAACAAUACUACCAAUUUUAGAUGAUAUUUUUUUGAACUCUUCUUUGAAGGAGGUACAUGGUUAAUCUAUCAUUUAGGUUUCUAAUGUGUUUCUAAUUAAAUUUUAUUAUCAGUUAAAGUGUUUAUGUUGGUUGAAUGGCUCUGGGUGUGUGAAACCAACUUUCGCUGUAUUUUUUUUUGCACUUCUUGUUGAUGAACAUUUCAAGUACUAUUCAUAUUACUUCAUUUAAUUAAGUAGUUAAUAUUUAAACAUUUUAUCUUUUAUUUCCAAUUAGAAAAUAGUUAUAUAUGAUAACUAAUUAUUCAGAUGUUGA